Lepus europaeus (European hare) is the source of this 697-nucleotide messenger RNA. RefSeq names its product large ribosomal subunit protein uL23-like. The record is from RefSeq and is a predicted model, not a curated record. Lineage: Eukaryota; Metazoa; Chordata; Mammalia; Lagomorpha; Leporidae. Gene Ontology annotation, biological process: ribosomal large subunit assembly; translation. The coding region runs from base 1 to 660 and encodes 219 amino acids. Gene Ontology annotation, molecular function: structural constituent of ribosome. The transcript is spliced from 3 exons. Gene Ontology annotation, cellular component: cytosolic large ribosomal subunit; ribosome.
AUGGAGAAAAACCGAACAACACUGCUAGUGACGCAGGGUCCUCGAAAGUUGACAAAUAAAGAUAGCGGUUUUCUGAGCAGACUACUCUCUCCAGGGAACAAUUACCGCAAUGCCCAGGGAGUGAAAACACAUUUGAGCUUCAGGGAUAGUCAGUGUAUCAGCUCCCCCCUACUUGAUCUUCAGUUUGUGAAGAGCUUCCUUCUUUGCCUUCGGUGCCAUCCUGCCCCUCCUAAAGUCGAAGCCAAAGCAAAGGCCUUAAAGGCCAAGAAGGCAGUGCUGAAAGGCGUCCAUAGCCACAAGAAGAAGAUCCGCACAUCCCCCACCUUCCGGCGGCCCAAGACACUACGCCUCCGACGGCAGCCCAAAUACCCUCGGAAGAGCGCCCCCAGGAGAAACAAGCUUGACCACUAUGCCAUCAUCAAGUUCCCCCUGACCAUGGAGUCGGCCAUGAAGAAGAUAGAAGACAACAAUACCCUGGUGUUCAUUGUGGAUGUCAAGGCCAACAAGCACCAGGUCAAACAAGCUGUGAAGAAACUCUAUGACAUUGAUGUGGCCAAAGUCAACACCCUGAUCAGACCUGACGGAGAGAAGAAGGCAUAUGUGUGGCUGGCUCCUGACUAUGAUGCUCUGGACGUUGCCAACAAAAUUGGGAUCAUCUGAACUGAGUCCAGCUGGCUAAUUCUAAAUAUAUGUUUUU